Messenger RNA from Diaporthe citri, 606 nucleotides. RefSeq lists its product as uncharacterized. Gene Ontology annotation, molecular function: carbon-sulfur lyase activity. The transcript has 2 exons. Lineage: Eukaryota; Fungi; Ascomycota; Sordariomycetes; Diaporthales; Diaporthaceae. The coding region runs from base 1 to 606 and encodes 201 amino acids. The record is from RefSeq and is a predicted model, not a curated record.
AUGACUUCCUCGCCGACCGACCCAGGAGUGAGAAGCACCGUGCACGGAGAAGAAACCAUAAAGAAGGAAGACAUCGCCUGGAGAACCGCGCACCCAUACGUGAAGCCCUCAAACGCCGAUGACUUCAAGGCAGAAUGGGAGGGAUCGUGCCACUGCGGAAGCAUCAAGUACCUACUGGGUAGGGAGAAGCCACUAUCCUCAAAAUACUGUCACUGCGUCGACUGCCAGAGGAUGCACGCGGCUCCGUUCCAGUGGGCAGCAAUCUUCCACAAGUCCGACUUCCGCUUUCUCAACGGCGCCCAGGGACUGAACUUCUAUUCACCUUCGCUCCGACGGCCUCUCCACGAUCUGCCCUGCAAGGUCUACUGCGGGACGUGCCACACACCCAUCAUGGACGAAGGCAGGCGGAUGAUUAUGCUGUUCCCGGAGCUUCUCAAGGGCAUUCACUCUCAAAGGGGAAAGCAGGCGUUCAAAAUCGGAGACCACAUCUGCUGGGGUGGUCGGGUUGUGGAUGAAGGGGUGUUCGAUGGCGACGGGGUGAGGAAAUGGAAGGGAGUUGACAAGCAGAGUGAGUUGCUUGAUGACGGCAAGAAUGGGAAGUUAUAG